Molecule: messenger RNA, 1398 nt
Organism: Marmota flaviventris (yellow-bellied marmot)
Lineage: Eukaryota; Metazoa; Chordata; Mammalia; Rodentia; Sciuridae
Source: RefSeq, a predicted model, not a curated record
AUGUGUAUUAAGAAUUGUAGGCUGAGGGCCGCAGUGGCUGCCAGCGUGGGGUUGAGCCAGGGGCCGACGGGCUCCGCUCGUAGCCGACGCCUCCUCCGCCCGCCAAGCCCCGCUCUAGCGGCGCCGGGGGCCCGGCUGUUGCGGCUCCCGGGAAAUGGGGCCGUGCAGGCCGCAAGUCCUGAGCGCGCUGGCUGGACCGAGGCGCUGCGGGCCGCCGUGGCCGAGCUGCGCGCCCGCGCCGUGGUGGCCGUCCCCACAGACACGCUGUACGGCCUGGCCUGCUCGGCGAGCUGCUCGACAGCACUGGACGCUGUGUACCGCCUCAAGGGCCGCAGCGAGACCAAGCCGCUGGCCGUAUGCCUGGGCCGCGUGGCGGACAUCUACAGAUAUUGCCAAGUGAGAGUACCCGAGGAACUCCUCAAAGACCUGUUGCCAGGUCCAGUGACCCUGGUGAUGGAACGCUCAGAAGAGCUCAACAAAGACCUGAACCCCUUUACUCCUCUUGUAGGUAUCCGGAUUCCUGACCAUGCCUUCAUGCUGGACUUGGCCCAGAUGUUUGGGGGACCUCUUGCUCUCACCAGUGCCAACCUCAGCUCCCAGGCCAGUUCUCUGAAUGUUGAGGAGUUCCAAGACCUUUGGCCUCAUUUGUCCCUGGUCAUUGAUGGGGGACCAAUUGGGGAUGGUCAGAGCCCUGAGUGUCGCCUUGGUUCUACUGUGGUUGACUUAUCUGUGUCUGGAAAGUUUGGCAUCAUUCGUCCAGGCUGUGCCCUGGAAAGCACUACAGCCAUUCUCCAACAGAAGUAUGGGCUACUCCCCUCACACAGGUCCUGCCCAUGAAAUUCAGGAGAAGGACCCAAGGAGAGUGCUGGAUACUAUGUGUCUGUCCACUGGUGAUUGUCAAGGCCUCAUUUGCAGAGGCCACUGGAGCCACAUCACUAGUCUAUUCUUUAGGCAACACGUCUUUCUGAAUACUAGACCAGAAGCUGCUGGUUUAACCACUUUGUGGGAAGGUUAUAUUUCUUCUGUGGUUGCAUACAUCAGCGCAAAGCUGAAUAAAAAGGUUAAGCACAUUCCUAGGGUGGGUCUUAAAUCUGAUCAGUUUCUCCUCUCCCUCCCUCUCUCUUAAAUUGAAAAGUAAGCUGGUCACAGUGGCUCAAGCCUGUGAUCCCAGUAACCUGAGGCAGAAGAAUAGCAAAUUCGAGACCAGCCACAGCAGCUUAGCCAAGCCCUAAUCAGCUUGAGACCCUGUCUCAAAAUUCAAAAAGGACUGGGGAUGUGGCUUGGUGGUUAAGAACCCCUGGAUUCAAUCACCAAUACCAAAAAGUCAGGUUACCAAAAGCAAGGGUUUGCUGGCUCCUCAAACUGGAACCAGGUUAAAAUAAAAAUUGUAGAACUGCA